This is a messenger RNA of Trypanosoma grayi, 4431 nucleotides long. RefSeq lists its product as hypothetical. The transcript has a single exon. The record is from RefSeq and is a predicted model, not a curated record. NCBI's taxonomy places the organism in Eukaryota, Euglenozoa, Kinetoplastea, Trypanosomatida, Trypanosomatidae. The coding region runs from base 1 to 4431 and encodes 1476 amino acids.
AUGCCGGACACUCGCUUUCACGCGCCCAAGACCAAUGAGUACCAGUGGCGCAACUUGUACCUGAGGAAGCACGGUGUCUGCACGUACGCGCCGCCAAUGCCGAAGCACCCAGAGACCGCCACUGACGAUGCGCAGCAGAGCACGCAGUCGGUGCGGUACGACGGCGACGCACGCUCCGCGGCCGCCAACAACGACGCCGGCACCAGCGAAGACGACGACACCUUCGACAGAACGUCGCGGCGGCGGUCGUUGGGGCGUGUGAUGAGUGGUGCCACCAGCCGUGCGGGUUCGCGCCGCCCCUCACUCGAUGUGCGACGACGCUCCUCCGGCUACGACUAUCUCGAGAUGCUCACCGACCAGCAGCUCUUCUCAGGGGACAUAUUCAACUUCCUGAGCCAGAACGGCAGCGGGGCGUCAACGCCGCUGUACCCACGCUCGCAGCAACAGAAUACACGCAUGUCCAUGACGCUGCCGUCCAUCCUACGCUCGUCGAUGCAAUCUAACAUGGAUAUUGGGAGCGGGAUGGCGACCGAAAGAUCCGGCAUGGGCUUUGAAUCACCGAAGCAGGACCAGGAGCAGCAGCAGCAGCAAAAACAGCCGUCGUCGUCAGCGGUUCCGAAGGAACUCUUGAGGCUGCAGCGCGAGACGUGGCACCUGCUCAUGGACAACCGCAUCAUGCUUUGGUUCGAACGCGAGGCAAAGGAACGCGGCCGCAUCGCCGCAAGUGUGCAGCGGCGCCUCUUGGAAGUUGUCACAUGGACACCAGACAAACAAGGCAAGGUGGUCUUCAAGUCGCCGCAAGAUGCUGUAAGUAAAGGCGCACCGAAUGAAGGGGGAUCGGGGCUUCCGCCAAUAAGUGCGGCGGAGGAAGUGAACGAGAACGCGGAGCUCAUGCAAACGCUGGAGAAGUUCGCCCCGUUCUUUGCUGUCAUUUCUCCCCCAGAGGCGCUGCAGCGGCUGGUAGGCCACACGAUCGUGGCGAGGCAGCGGGGCAGACGCCAAGGUGCCCCGGAGAUCAUCGGCUUCCCGCUCUUCAGUCAGUACGCCACAUGGCGAGAGACGUACGAAAAUCGAACGGCGUGGAUUUUGGCGCCGUUCAGUUUCUUCUUGAUUCAUGACUGCAGCUAUAGCCAUGCCCACAUCGCCGCGCUGUAUGUGCUGCUGGGUCUCAUUAACGAGACGGCCCAUACCCACACUGCGGAGUGUUCGAUGAGUGAACACCAGCGGCAGAUCACGGCCGACCUCCGACAGCGUCGAAACCGUGGCGCCAAGGAGAGCACGGCGGAGUUGGUGCUCUGCCCGCUGACGGUCAUGCGGCAACUCACUGAGGACCUCCUCCUCGCUUACGAGCAAAGUACCGCCCGCACGACGCUGUCGAUGGCUCUCCACGUGCAGGACUUCCUUACUGACAUUGUGCUCGACCCUGACACCGCUUCUCGAUUUUUGAGCCCGGACGCCCUGCGGCGUCAGUGUGGGAACGAACGAAGCAGCACCAAAACUGCCGCCGAUGCACCUGCUGCGGAUCCCGGGAAUAGCGAGACGGGUGAUGAAGCUGGCGAAGAUAAUAACAGUGGUGGAGGGGAUAGUACCGGUGAUGCUGGUGCUGCGAAGAGCGAACAGCCGGAACGCAACGAAGAUGGAAAUUCGGCAAUGCCUCGCGAAGAUAGCGACACGAUGGACUGGGGCUCGUUAAAGCAGCUGAAUGACGAUACAUUUGAAGAACUUUUUGUUCUCGCCCAGUGGUUCGUGGAUGCGCCGACGGCUAACAGUGGCAUCCCUGUAGAUUUCAAGUCUAGCUCGCGUCCCUCCUCGCGGUCCAAAAAGAGUUUGCUCUUUAUGGGCAGCCACACGGUCACGUCGCUUGGGCAGGAGAGCAAGAAAGGUGUCGGCUCGCCCGUACCCUCAGAAGCGAGUAUGGCGCCGAGUGGCGAUGCCGUCUCCUUUCUUGGCCGUGCGCAGGAGCAUGAAGCCACCACGUCCAUUGUCGAGGCGAUCGUUCGCUACGAGGUGCAGCGUCAGCACCUGGUUGAGCUGCGCCACCAGGCGGAGCAGAUGCAGCGGUCGCCACCACUUUCAAACCACAAGAAGCACCGGAAGAAGCGGCAGGUCGUCACUCGUGCUGCCCCGCGCAGCGAACCCGCCAGCAUGUCGGACCUCCCGUCCGGCGCGACGCUCCUCACUGGGCCGCUCACUUUUCUCACGACAUAUAUCCGACUUCACGGCGCCUCAUGGCUGAAGGAGCUGCUGGGGCGGCUGUUCAACAUUCUCCGACGAGAGAGUGUGCUGCUGUAUGUGAACGGGUCUGACAUGGAGCUACCACCGCAUGCCUCGCCGCGAGCCUCCGUCUCGCAGCUAAGCGCAAGUGGCGAGCCGAGCACAGACGCCACAACGAGCUUUGGGCGUGAACUUGGUCGCUGGCGUCACUUGGGUGAAAAAGAAGCAGCGUACUACCAUCGACUGGAGCGGCUGGAGGAUCUUAUCUGCCAAGACAUCCAGUACGUAAUGGAGGAGUUUUUCAGCGCCCUGCAUGGCAAGCGCUCCAUGACGCGCCUCCCACAGGGUAUCUCUGUUUUGUUGACGAACUUCUGCACAACCCUUCACCUGCAUUUACUACGGCAGCAUGCCACCCUUGACACUGCCAGCGAUAAGCCCGCAAUUCGUGUCAGGAAGUGUCUGGCCCUCAUGCGGCAGAAGCGGGUCACCGGUGGAGUUGCAACCAGCUCAUGGGGCCAGCGUCAGCAGGAUUCCACGGACCGACUCAUCCGAAACAUCGAGAGUCACCGGCUGUCGAAGUUUGUCCUGUUUGACUGCUGGAUUUUGCCCACACUCAACAACGCCGUCUCAUUUGGAUAUCUUCCAGAGAGCACCUCCAAUCACCUUCUCUGGAAUGUGGACGCGUUUGCACGUUAUUUGAAGAUCAUUGUCAACGCUUCCUCUGUCCCUUCUGACAUUGCUGAUUUGUACAUUCACACCACGACUCCGCCUGUGUCUGCGGCACUGCAGCGAGGCCCCACACUCUCUGGGGAGAGACGCUCCCGCUUCCACGGUGAGGGUGCGACGGCGCCGCGGUGCAACACGGUGAAGCUUCCACCUGUCAUCAAUGGUGUGUUCGAUGUGUCCAACGGGUCCCUCAUGCAGCUGUUCCGCGAGCCGGAAGGGGAGGAUGACUCACACGAGCGGUUUGUCUUUGGCGACUCACCGUCUCUUAGCGGGACACUGCGCGGCAAAGGCGGUGACACGAGCUGCAGUUCUAACGAAGGGCGCAAGCCAUGGUGUGAUAUAUCUGGUGCUCUUAGCGCGUUGAACGAGUCAUUAGGCAUCACUGGCGGUGACCCUGGGGAAGAGACGUACGAGGAUGACACUGACGUGACGCCAGUGCGCAUCUUAAAUAUUUUCUGCGCCCGAGCCUCUGGUGACAUCUCUGCAAAAGUGAUUGUGUCUGAGUAUGAAGUGGCGCCGACGACAGCGGCGUCGUGCAUUAGCAAAGCGUACUCGCUCAUGUCUGGGCAGCAUCCCAUUGUACGCAAUGCGUGCCUCUCAGGUUACCUAGUUGGGCAGUUCAAGUCUUCGCCAUAUCUGACAUGUCUGGUUGGGGUGUUGCUGCACCCACGCACAGCAGCGAUGGUUGUGGAGAAUGUGUUCCAGAACAGUCGUGCCUUUUACAAUUCACUCAUGAAGCCCCUGAAGGAUGAGACCAUGUUGUCUCUGAUGACGUCCCUGGUGGUGGCGCGGAAACACAUGCCACUGGUGGACUCGAAUGAACUCCUUUCACUGGUUGCAUCAAUCCCAAUGAGCAAUGGUGAAAAUGAAGCUGACCAUGCUGGUUACACUGGGAAUGGAGACCAUAAGAAGAAUUCGCAGAUGGCCUCAUGGGGGACAACCACGCGGCGGCUCCUGCGGCAGCGGGCGCAGGCUACCACAGGCUCCGCGCUUUCGCAGGACAUGAAUCUGCACCCACUCCUGCGCCGUUGCGGGCCCACAAACCCAUAUGAUACGCUGCUUAAGACCGCAAACCUCAUUCAGGGUGAGAUGGAGCGGGUGCCUCUCUGCUUCGAUACGUGGUGGCGCGCGAUGGUUGUGGCACUCACCGUGAAGGCGAUGAACGUCAUUGAGGAGUGCAGCGACUCUAAGUCUUCGCAGUGGGAGCAGUGGUGCCAGACAAAGAUGCACGAAAUGCAGCGCGAGUAUCGGGGGUUGUGCUCCUACUUCGCACAGCACAAGGGCGGGCGGCUGGACAUCUCCAAGGCGAAGGCGCUGGCGUGCGUCGGCGACAGGCGGCGCCGCUCGAGCUCCAUGGUGAUGCCGCCGCGUUCAGCAUCCGGGUCGCCUCGCUCAACGGAUCGGGGAAGGCGGCGCAAGUCCGUGCGACCUCGGUCGCGGCCUCAAUCACGGGCACGACCGAAUCAACGAGCGGCGAAGAAUGCGAAAUAA